GGGGCUUAGUGCAGAGGAAAAAAAAGGGGAGUGAGAAAACAGGGAGAGAUGUGUGCUGUGAAUUAGAGGCAGGGUGGGGACACACUUUUUACACAUUCACCAGCAGCUGCUGCGCCGAGGAUUAACGCACUUUCAGUUUUCCAAGGGUCACAAUGUUGGUGCUGGCAGGGAUCGUCGUUUUGCACAUCACCACCAUCAUCCUGCUCCUGGUGGCCACCAUUGAUAAUGCCUGGUGGGUCACUGAAACUGCGACCACAGACCUUUGGGGCAGGUGGGACUUGAAAAACCUAGCCUGGCAUUACAGCGAGCUGCAGAAAUACACCGAAGUCCAAUCAGACUUCCUCCAGUCGGUGCAGGCCACCUCGGUGCUGGCCUGCGUCUUCACCAUCCUGGCCCUGUUUGUGUUUGUGGCCCAGCUGUUUACCCUGCCCAAAGGCCAGAGGUUCAUCUUCACCGGCGUGUUACAGCUAAUCGCCUGCCUCUGCAUAAUGACUGGAGCCUCCAUCUACACAGCACAGCUUCACACUGCUGACAAAGGACAGUACGGGCACAGCUACAUCCUGGCGUGGAUCUCCUUCGUCCUCACUGGCUUUCUCACCAUCACCUACGUCGUCCUGCGGAAGAGGAGCGAGUGAACCGGCGACGAGGAGGAGGGUGGGGCCCGGGUCCAUGUUCCUCUGCAGCAGCUCGGGAGGCGGACGCGUCCUCCCAGUUGUCUCAAGACUUGUCAGCUUCGUCCGCAGCUAGGAACAUGUUGGAAUGCUAACGAGCCAAAACUUUGUUUUGAUUUUAACAAAUUUGAGUUGGAGAGUGGGACUGUGUCGGGUAGGAUGAGGAACGUGUAACCUUAACAGAACUAAUUAAUCAUUAAUAUCUACUUGUAGGUGUGGAAGCGGAGUCCAGAUAUGCUCAGUAUUUUAAAGGAAUAGUUUGUGUGAAAUGUUCUUGCUUGUUGUUUUUCUGAGUGCCGACAGGAUUCCCACCGGGCUGUCUGACCCGCCGCUGUUCGGCUCAGCUUAACUCAAAAGUUAAGGGGUACAGUUCCAGUCAGAAGUACGCCUGCAUUCCUCAUCGGCAUGCGUUUAAUAUUCUUUUUGUCGCGCUGAAUUCAUUUUCUAAGCUACUACCCUUUUGUCAUAAUGGUUUUUCAAAACAAAAACUGGGAUUUAUUGGGAAUUUUCUCCAAUCCAGCUGGUACCUGCGGGCUCAGAUGUCUACCUGCAGACUAAUAUUUGGUCAAAUGUCAGCAUGUUGCAGAGAAACCAAGCUCUAGUUGUCGCCAUAAACAAGCUCCCAGCACAACUCCCGGCUGGAUAUUUCACCACCACUCUUCUCAGAAUUGGUGAUUCUGGUUGAAGCCUCAUGUCAGCCUGGGGAGCAUCGUCCUGUCGGGACGCCCCGCUGUGUCCGAGUAUCAACCGUCCAGCUGCUGACUGGAGAUAAAAGGUAUAAAGAUAGACGUGGUUCAUUAUUUCAUCACAUCUGAGAGAUGCGCCGGUACCACCGGGACCAAAAUAAACCCCACAGCAGAACAGGAUCCAGUCUUUUGUCUUCUCGGAUCAUAAAACCUUUCUCCAGUGGACAUCUGGCUUGUCCAUGUAGGCAGCUGCAACAUUCUGCUGAGCUUCAGGAUUAAAGGGAAGGUGCUUCUUCCUUCCACAGCGCCCCCCUCAGUCCACGGCGAAGUAACAUUCCCUCUGGACAGUGACACAGAUGUUUUAGUCUCCAGGUCGUCAUAAACCUGGGCCUUAGCGGUUCCUGGACUGCACCUGAAUGUCCUAACCUGUUUAUUCGAUGGUGGACACUUAAGACUGGAGACGGCGUUCCGACAGGACAACGAUCACCAGCUUAGACAAAAACCAGUUGUGGAACGGCCCCCAACAUUAGCCCGGUCGACAAUCUGUGGUCUACGCUUAAAGGGAGGCUUCCUGCCUGAAAACGAACCCAUUUAGAUGAACUCCACCACUUUGGUAGGACGAGCCUUAAAACAACGAGCCAGAAUUAUACCAAAAGCCUCCCGACAGAAAUCUAUCCUGAACUUAAUGAGGGUGGAUGUUUUUGUUACCCUGUAUGGAUUGGAGAAAAAAAAAAAAAUUCAAACAUGCGCAUCUAAUGGUCAUCUUUUAAAAAUCCCUGAAGUUGUUUGCUGCAUCAUUCCACCCUGAAGCUCACGCUCCUGACGGGUAGAUCUACCUUUAAGCCCAAAAACCACCCUCAGAGCAAACUUUGAGCGGACGGUUCUGAUGAGUGCCUUCAGAAGACGCUCCUGUGAGAUACUGUAUUUGACGAGCCGAGAUGAAAUGGUUGGUGUGAGGCUGAUGGUUACUACUGCCCUGUAUCUGAGAGGGUACAGCCGGUCGCCUUAGCAGCAAAUACUGAUGAACACAGUCUUACUUCACAGGACAUUUAUUCAUUUCUCCUUACUUUACGAGUGCGGCAUAUACCUUCUACGUCUAUGUACAAUGUAACCAACUCUAUUUUUGUAGCAUUUUGUAUCGAGUGUACUUUUUGAAGCUAUAUGUUUGGUUUUCUGUCCGUAUUCAGCUGCUAUCUUACGUAAAGUACGUUUGUACAAGUGAACCUUAAAACAAUCCAGGGACGAAAGGGUGGAGGCGUUACAUUUCUACCAUUUAACAGAACUAUGCAUUAGACUAUGUGUGUGUGUGUGUGUACAUUGGAAUCUAAGCCAUGUCUUUUACUAAUAAAGCCAAUUCAAACACA
This is a messenger RNA of Fundulus heteroclitus (mummichog), 2721 nucleotides long. It is a transcript of the gene emp1a, whose product is annotated as epithelial membrane protein 1. The record is from RefSeq and is a predicted model, not a curated record. The transcript has 5 exons. The coding region runs from base 153 to 635 and encodes 160 amino acids. Gene Ontology annotation, cellular component: plasma membrane. NCBI's taxonomy places the organism in Eukaryota, Metazoa, Chordata, Actinopteri, Cyprinodontiformes, Fundulidae.